Messenger RNA from Abrus precatorius (Indian licorice), 1083 nucleotides. Its product is annotated as GDSL esterase/lipase At3g14820-like. Gene Ontology annotation, biological process: lipid metabolic process. Gene Ontology annotation, cellular component: extracellular region. The record is from RefSeq and is a predicted model, not a curated record. The transcript has 5 exons. NCBI's taxonomy places the organism in Eukaryota, Viridiplantae, Streptophyta, Magnoliopsida, Fabales, Fabaceae. Gene Ontology annotation, molecular function: lipase activity. Bases 1 to 1083 code for a protein of 360 amino acids.
AUGAUGAAACUUUUUACCCUUAAUUUUCUUUAUAUCUGUCCUCUCCUUGUUCUGUUUUAUCCAAUUGAUGCAACAGCCAUGUCACAAUCUAAUAAAAUAAACUUCACAAUUCCUGCUGUUAUUGUGUUUGGUGAUUCAAUCAUGGAUACUGGAAACAACAAUUAUAUUCCAACAUUAUUGAAGGCUAAUUUCCCACCAUAUGGAAGGGAUUUCUUUGGAGGGAAAGCCACAGGAAGGUUCUCCAAUGGCAAGAUUCCUUCGGAUUUUUACGCUGAAAUAUUUAAAUUAAAGGAUGCUUUGCCACCCUAUCGUGAUCCAAAUUUAAAGACCGAAGACCUCUUAACUGGAGUGAGUUUUGCUUCUGCUGGUUCAGGAUGUGAUCCUCUUACAGUUAGAUUAGCGUCGGCGUUGUCGAUUAAUGAUCAAUUGAAUAUGUUUAAAGAAUACAUAGAAAAACUGAAGAAAGCUGUGGGAGAAGAAAAGACGGCUUUCAUUAUUAGGGAAAGCUUAUAUAUGAUAAGCACAGGAAGCAAUGACGUUGCAGUGACCUAUUUUUUGACACCAUUUCGGAGGAAUAUUGAUAUCCAAGAAUAUACAAGCAACCUCGUCAAAGUGUCUUCAGAUUUUAUACAGGAACUUUAUCAACUGGGAGCAAGAAGGAUUGGCAUGCUCAGUUUAACACCACUGGGAUGUGUGCCAAUACAUAGAACACUACUAGGAGGCUCACAAAGAAAUUGUGCAGAUUUAGUAAACGACGCUGCCAUGAUGUACAACUCCAAGCUUUCUUCUUCAAUUAUGGAUCUCAAAAAAAGCCUUCCAGAAGCUAAGCUUGUGAACCUUGAAAUCUAUAGCAUAAUGGAUAAUAUUAUCCGAAACCACAAUCAGUUUGGUUUUGACGUGGAGGGUAGUUCAUGUUGUGGCCUUGCAAAUAUUGAAACUGGUCUUCUCUGUAAUUCUCUCACCUUAAAAGUAUGUCCUGAUGCUUCUAAAUAUGUGUUUUGGGACGGUUAUCACCCCUCAGAGAAAACUUACAACAUAGUUAUCUCGAAGACUAUGGAAAACAACAUGCAUAAGUUUAAUUGA